Molecule: messenger RNA, 1638 nt
Organism: Daucus carota subsp. sativus
Lineage: Eukaryota; Viridiplantae; Streptophyta; Magnoliopsida; Apiales; Apiaceae
Product: DELLA protein RGL1-like
Exons: 1
Coding region: 1-1638 (545 amino acids)
Biological process (GO): regulation of DNA-templated transcription
Cellular component (GO): nucleus
Molecular function (GO): DNA-binding transcription factor activity; sequence-specific DNA binding
Source: RefSeq, a predicted model, not a curated record
AUGUCGGGUUAUAUCGGGAUAUCGAGUUCAAAUAUUGUUCAGACAGGUGAUAAUAGGCCAGUUGAAGUCCUUAAGGAAGAAAAUUUUAGUCGAGCAGUAGAAGUAUCUGUGUCGAGACUGGAGGAACCCGGAGAGCCGAGCAUUGAUAAGGGAAAAAUUGCAGAAGUGGGAUUCGGUGAUUUAGUGUCUCCCAGCCUCGGCCCCCGAGUAGACUCCCCUGCAGUCAAGCAGAGGCCUGGUUUUGGUUCUGCUUCAUUGUUUGAGCUUCUCAGCAGAUACGAAAGAGGGGGGAAAAGGUUGUCAGAUCAUGAAAAUUUAGGCAAUCCGAGCUGCGAAAGUUCAAGUAGGCAGAAGCUCUCGACAGAAGAGAUCAUAAGGGUGGCUGCAGAGAGGUACAUUGAGUUCCCUAGCAAAGAUCUUGACUGUGUUACAACUUUUAUUCACCCUUAUGGUUCGGCCUUGUCGAGUCUGUCACUGGAGGAAACAAGCGGCGCAGACCUUGCACACCUUCUUUUAUCUGCGGCUGAAAAAAUUUGGGAUGGGAAGAUUGAUUCUGCAAGGAGAAUGCUUGCGUUCUGCCAGUGCAAGGCCUCGAGGUCAGGUAAUCCAAUUGAAAGACUAACGUCGUAUUUUUCUGCAGCUCUGCAAGAGAGAAUCUCCAGAGAGACGGGCAGUAGAAGAAUUAGUACAAUUAGUGACAAUGCUAGAACUCCCAAUUUUAAUGGCCUCUUUACAGGUGUUGAUCAAACAGCUGUGGCGAUCCACGAGUACAUUCCAUUUAGUAAGGUCUUGCACUUUGCAUCAACGCAGACUAUUCUAGAACAUGUGGAAAAUGAGACCGAUAUACACCUCAUUGAUCUUCAUAUUAGGAGUGGAAUGCAGUGGCCACCUAUGAUACAAGCCCUUUCAGAGCGGAAAGAUUAUCCAAUUAAGUACCUCAAGAUAACCGCUCUUGAUACAGUAGACAAGCAGAUUGUUGAGGAUAUUGGCAAGAGGCUGGAAAGCUUUGCCAAUCCUCUGAACAUCUCCUUUUCAUUCAACGUCGUAUCUGUGGAUGACAUUAGUAACCUGAACAAAGAAUUAUUUGAUGUUCAAUCUGGUGAAGCGGUGGUGAUCUAUGCUCCUACAAUACUCAGAACUAUGCUCCCGAGGCCUGAUAAAAUGGAAAAUUUGAUGAGAGUAAUCAAAGAACUCAAUCCCCUGAUUAUGAUCUUACAUGAAAUAGAAGCCAACGACAACUCACCUUCAUUUAUCAAUCGCUUCGUUGAGACCCUUUUCUUCUAUAGUACAUGGUUUGAUUGCUUGGAAGAGUGCCUGGACCGCGAUAACCAGCACAGGAAGACUCUUGAAAGACAUUACUUUGGCAGAGGGAUCAUAAACACUCUUGCAACCGAGGGAGAAGAGAGGAUUACGCGAAGUGUGAAGCUCGACGUGUGGAGAUCAUACUUUGUGAGGUGUCAAAUGGUGGAAGUGGAAGUCCCGGAAUCAUCUUUUCAUCAAGCUGAAGUGGUUCUUAAGAAGGGAUUUUCUUGUGCAAGGUUCUGCACUCUCAGUAGUGAUGGCAAGUGUUUGAUGAUUGCAUGGAAAGGAACUCCAGUGUUUUCACUUUCGACUUGGAAGUUUGAGCAAAAUUCGUAA